GUGCCGUUAUGUGGCCGACAAUAAUAACGGUUAAUACUACGGCUACAGUUAAACAUGAACAACGAAACGAUUAACAUGUCCGAGCCGGCCACGGGUACGGCUCUGCUAAGCAAAUCGAAUCCGGUUUUCUGCUGUUAUCUAUUCUGGAGCAGCCUGCUCAUACUCAAGAUGCUGUUGAUGUCCCUGUUGACGGCACGGCAGCGCAUCAAGACGAAAACCUUUGCCAAUCCGGAGGAUUUGCGUGUGGCCAAAACCAGCGAUGUCCGUUUCAAUGAUCCCAAUGUGGAGCGUGUGCGUCGCGCGCAUCGUAACGAUUUGGAGAAUGUGCUGCCAUUUUUGUUAAUGUCCCUGGCCUACGUGGCCUGCGGCCCCCACCCGCUGACCGCCAAGCUGCUGAUACGCAUUGGCGCCAGCGCGCGGCUGCUGCACACAAUUGUCUACGCAGUGCUGCCGCUGCCGCAGCCGACGCGCGCGCUCAGCUUCUUUAUAACGUUUGGCAUUGUGUGCUUCGAGGCGAUCUAUGUGCUCAUCGCUGCCGUUAAAUACAUCUAG
Drosophila novamexicana is the source of this 552-nucleotide messenger RNA. Its product is annotated as microsomal glutathione S-transferase 1. The transcript is spliced from 2 exons. Gene Ontology annotation, cellular component: membrane. The coding region runs from base 55 to 552 and encodes 165 amino acids. The record is from RefSeq and is a predicted model, not a curated record. NCBI's taxonomy places the organism in Eukaryota, Metazoa, Arthropoda, Insecta, Diptera, Drosophilidae.